Symbiodinium natans is the source of this 729-nucleotide messenger RNA. NCBI's taxonomy places the organism in Eukaryota, Dinophyceae, Suessiales, Symbiodiniaceae. The record is from the annotation of a GenBank genome assembly.
AUGGCUGAUCGCGAUCGCGAGAAGUAUGUGUACUUUGCCAAGCUUGCCGAGCAGGCAGAGCGCUACGAUGAGAUGGCCGACCACAUGAAGAAUGUGGGUAAUGCAGGCGGCGAGCUCUCCGUGGAGGAGCGCAACUUGCUGUCUGUGGCCUACAAGAACAACGUGGGCUCUCGCCGGGCUGCUUGGCGCAUCAUCACCAGCGUCACGCACAAGGAGACUACCAAGGGCAACACGGAGAACGCCAACUACGCCAAGGAGUACAGUAAGAAGGUCGAGGAUGAGUUGCAGAAAAUUUGCGACACCAUUCUUACUCUGCUGGACAAGCAGCUGAUUCCCAAGGCCAUGUCCGGUGAGUCAAAGGUUUUCUACCAGAAGAUGAAGGCCGAUUACUAUCGCUACAUUGCCGAGUUCCGCGACAAUGACGAGAAGGAUAAGGCUGCGCAGAGUGCAAGCGAGGCUUACAAAGAGGCGGCGAACAUUGCCGAGAAAGACCUGGCCGUCACGCAUCCUAUUCGCCUUGGCUUGGCCUUGAACUACUCCGUCUUCAUGUACGAGGUGUUGCUUAAGCCAGAUGAUGCCUGCAAAAUGGCGCGCACUGCUUUCGAGGAUGCCAUUGCUGAGCUGGACAAUGUGGCCGAGGACUCGUACAAGGACUCGACGCUGAUCAUGCAGCUAUUGCGCGACAACCUGACGCUGUGGACGUCCGACCAGGAGGGAGGACAGGCCUAA